This is a messenger RNA of Pseudoliparis swirei, 2922 nucleotides long. RefSeq names its product phosphatase and tensin homolog A (gene ptena). Gene Ontology annotation, cellular component: cytosol; cell projection; plasma membrane. The record is from RefSeq and is a predicted model, not a curated record. Bases 687 to 2003 code for a protein of 438 amino acids. Lineage: Eukaryota; Metazoa; Chordata; Actinopteri; Perciformes; Liparidae. Gene Ontology annotation, molecular function: phosphatidylinositol-3,4-bisphosphate 3-phosphatase activity; phosphatidylinositol-3,4,5-trisphosphate 3-phosphatase activity; inositol-1,3,4,5-tetrakisphosphate 3-phosphatase activity. Gene Ontology annotation, biological process: negative regulation of cell population proliferation; protein dephosphorylation; cell motility. The transcript has 10 exons.
CUGGAGCGAGAGGAGCGAGAAAAGAAGAUGAUUCCCCGGGACGGAACUGUCACGCCAAUCUCUGCGAAUCUAUGAGCUUCGUAUAGUUUUUAUACAUUCAAGGUGGAGCCUGUCACUUUUCUACAGAUGCGUUUUUGCCAAUCAGUCGAUGACGAUGUUGAAUCGUUAGGAGGUCUCGGAUCGAAGCAGGAGGCAGCGUUAGCUAUUGUCGCUAGCUGCUAGCUAGCUAGCUAGCUCGCUACCUUAGCGAGCGGACUGGAUCCGGGUUUCGCUGAGAACCGGUGAGUCCUCUUGUCCUCGCGCUGUCGACCGCGGGGGGCUCCGAUUGAACCCCAUCCGCUCGGACCCACGUCUGGCACACGAAGGACAACUGCAUAUGUAUUUUUAUUCGGGAGUGUUUUUGCGAGACGUGCUGCGGGGUUUGGCAGAGUCGGGCCUGCGCGGACAAGCGCGGACAAGCGGAGCGAGGAGGCCCGACUUUAUGAUCCAGAGGAAGAGCCUUUCUAAUCCCACCGACGCACGUCGACAGUUCGGCCGGCUCGAAACGUCCCCGCGAGGACCCGCGAAACGCAGAGAGCCGCCGGCGACCGAGAGCAGACCCGCUGACUGCGACGCGCAAGCCCAGACCGCUGAUCCCAGACCUGUUUCCAUCCUUUAGCCCGUAAAGACUCCUGUCACCUGCUACAAUGGCUGCGAUUAUAAAAGAAAUGGUCAGCCGGAACAAAAGGAGAUAUCAAGAGGAUGGCUUCGACUUGGACUUAACGUAUAUCUACCCAAACAUCAUUGCGAUGGGCUUUCCAGCGGAGAGACUCGAAGGCGUGUACAGAAACAAUAUAGACGACGUAGUACGGUUUUUGGAUUCAAAGCAUAAAAACCACUACAAGAUCUACAACCUCUGCGCAGAAAGACACUACGAUGCUACCAAAUUUAACUGCAGAGUUGCACAGUACCCCUUCGAAGACCACAACCCUCCGCAGCUGGAGCUGAUUAAGCCGUUUUGCGAAGACCUGGACCAGUGGCUCAGCGAGGAUGACAAUCACGUGGCGGCCAUCCACUGUAAGGCCGGGAAGGGCCGCACCGGAGUCAUGAUCUGCGCCUAUCUCCUCCACCGGGGCAAAUUCCAGAAGGCCCAAGAAGCGCUCGACUUUUACGGAGAAGUCCGGACAAGGGACAAGAAGGGAGUCACGAUCCCGAGCCAGCGCCGCUACGUCUACUACUACAGCCACCUGCACCAGCACCAGCUCGACUACAAGCCGGUGGCGCUCCUCUUCCACAAAAUGGUCUUCGAGACGCUCCCCAUGUUCAGCGGGGGCACCUGCAGGGACAGUACCGUUAAAAACAGGAGCGAGCCGAUCCCUCUGGGCUUCAGGAAAGGGAAUUGGCAUUGGGAUCCCCAGUUUGUGGUGUUCCAGCUGAAGGUGAAGAUCCACACAUCGAACCCCGCGCACACGCGUCGCGAGGACAAGCACAUGUUUUUCGAAAUCCCCCAGCCGCUGCCAGUUUGCGGAGAUAUCAAAGUGGAGUUCUUCCAUAAACAGAAUAAGAUGAUGAAGAAGGACAAAAUGUUUCACUUCUGGGUGAACACCUUCUUCAUCCCCGGACCAGAGGAGAGCGGCGACAAGAUGGAGAACGGGGCGGUGAACAAUACAGACAGCCAGCCGGGCUUACCGGGCCAGGGCCCGCCGCCGAGCGCCGAGUGCCGGGACGGCGGCAGCAGGGACGGCGACAGGGACUACCUCAUCCUGACGCUCACCAAGAACGACUUGGACAAGGCCAACAAAGACAAAGCGAACCGCUACUUCUCGCCAAACUUCAAGGUGAAUUUGUAUUUUACGAAAACCGUGGAGGAGCCUUCGAAUUCUGAGGCAAGCACUUCGACAUCCGUCACGCCGGACGUUAGCGACAAUGAGCCGGACCAUUAUCGAUACUCUGACACCACUGACUCUGAUCCGGAAAAUGAACCUUUUGACGAAGAGCAGCACACGCAAAUCACAAAAGUGUGAACUCUUUUUAAAAAAAACAGGAAAAGAAGAAAUUAUACACCAGAGAAAAAAAAAGGAGAAAACUUGAAUAUAAACUCAAAAGAAGAACCUUUUGUCCCUUCCCUCCCCCAGACGGCAAUAGAAUAUCAUCAUGUCAAAUGCCAAUUUUAGGGAAAAAAAGAUAAAUAUCCUGACCAAUAUAUUGUUUUUUUUAUUUUUCUUUUUUUUCUUUGGCACGGCCAUGUACCAUGUGCAAGGUAUUGACACUGUUGCCCCAUGGGAAAAGGUGCUGUAGCUAUAAACAUGUGUGUUUAUAUAUAUAUCUAUAUACAUAUGUAUAUGUAUAUACAUGCAUAUAUCAACUUUUUUUGUGUCAAAGACAAUGGAAACCACAAUCAGGAGAUGGGAGUUGAAGUGUGGGAGAAGAAUGAUAUACUAGGACUAUGCUGCUCCUUCUCCUGUCUAAACCAAGGCCAGUGCUGCAGUCACUUUGUUUCACUCCCCCUCUUCUCCCCCACCCCCCCUUCCUUCUCAUCUUUUACUCUCCCUCCCCUCCUUCCUCUCCUCCUUUACUGUGAAUGCUUCUUGUGCUCUUUGCAGGCUGUCUCACGUGACUUUGGGUCUUUGUGCAGUGCGAGCUGCAUGCGGGCAGUGGGUUUGGGGUGGGCGGGGUUACGAAGAGGCUGCGAUGAUGUCUAAAGCAUUGCCAUUCCUGUCCCCACUGUGUAUACGUUAAAUUAUGCAGAACAAGGCAUCCCAUGUAAUUGUUAAUGUUUUUUUUUAUCCUAAGAUAAUAAAAAUAUAAUACACAAAACGGCAGGGAGACGAGUGUUUGCAGUAAUGUCCGACACUACGUCGGAAGGACGGUGGUGAUUUGCAUGUAUUGGAUUUGUCGUCCAGCCCUAAUAAAUGUAUGCAAUGUUGUCUUUUCUUAAAGGAA